Molecule: messenger RNA, 1497 nt
Organism: Cylicocyclus nassatus
Lineage: Eukaryota; Metazoa; Nematoda; Chromadorea; Rhabditida; Strongylidae
Source: the annotation of a GenBank genome assembly
AUGUCGGACGAUUUGAGCGCGUUUUUCGCGAAGAAAAAGGACAAGAAAAAGAAGAAUGUGGUUAAGAUGGAGGAUGUCGGACAUAUACUGGAGUUGAAAGUCAAAAGACAGGAAGAAAGUGAUCAGCUGCAGGCAGAUGCGGAUGCACGUGCUGCUGAAGAGGUUGAAUACCAAGUCCGCACGCGCGGCAAUGGAAACACCGCUGGCAAUCAGAGCUCUGAAGAGAGCGAAUGGAUCGAUUACACGGACACUAAUCAGGGAAGGUUGGAAGGCUUGAAAAUCAAGGAUAUGGGAGCCGAUAGCGGUGAUGUUGCCGAAGAAGAACAGAUUGAUGACGAAGAUCAGAAGGCACAUACUGAAUCUGUGAGAACAUGGGGACAAGUCGAGAAGAAGGAAGAAGAAGAUCAUCAAAAUGAUGACCACUUUGCAAAUCUGAAACAAAAAACUGCUUAUGUCAUACCUGCGCAAAGACAUUCAGCAAUGCGUGGAGGCAGCCAGAGAGUAGACAUUUCUAAUAACGAGAUGUUCCCAUCACUAGCUGAUGCCAGUAAGAUAGAGAAGGACAAGAAGGAAGACUCAAAAUCUGGAGGAUGGGUGAAGAGUAGUAACAUUGGAGGAGGCAAUCAAAUGACUGAGAAUCGUCCCAUUUCCACUACAAAUCGGUGGAACACGUCGGCUGGACCACCAACAAGUGCAGCGCGUGAAAGAGACAGAGAAAGUGCUCUCAAGGCCGUUGCUGCACACAGUGCUGCUCCAACACCAGCACCAAUUGUACGCGAGAAAGAAUCAGAAGCACCAAAGCCUGCAAAGUAUGUGCCACCAUCACUCAGGAACAGAAAUUAGGCCGUUCGAUUUUAUCUGCAUUGUUGCCGUCACCUUUUGAUCAAUGACGUUCAUGUGAUGAAACAUGGCUUGUGCAAAUCGCUAACUAUCUAUACAAACCCUACUUCCAGCUCCCCUUUUCUAUUGUGAUGUUUUGAAGUGGCUUUUGUUCUUUUAUCAUUAGUUCUUCUGUUUUUCUUCGGAAAGUGCUGUACUUCUUUUAUAUUUAGUUCAGACAUGUUAUAUAUUUGUUUUUCAUGUGGUACACUUCGUACAGAUAGUUCCUAUUAGAGUUCCAAUGAUUUGGCGUUUUUUACAAGUGGAAAUUUUGUUUUUCUUAUUGGUUUUAAUGACUGAUAUACUGAUUCGUAUAGGUGUAUAUUAGGGCGUUCUGUUAGCCCAAGAACAAACUCCCUAUAGCGAGAGUUUCAGAGUUUGAUUUGUUUUCGUUUGUCUUUGUUUUCGAUAUUGGAGGGGUUUCAUGCUGUUCAUUCGAUCUGUUUUUUUUUUGUGCAGAUCCGGUCAUUUCCGCCCGCUUAGUGGCUUGGUGUUCUUUUGCUCUGUACUCUUCGCCAGCGUCGCUGCAUUCUAUCUUUGCAUUCGCUGCAUUGUUCCGUACAGUUUCUCAAAGCUGUUGCAAAAAAAUUUGACGAAAUGAAUAUGGUGAUGGAUUGU